CACCUGAAGGUAAGGUGGCGCACUGUUUGGCUGCGAAAGGAUUGGAAAAGGGUGUCAAGGUGCGCCAAUCAAACUUGAUAAUUAAGCGGCAGUCGGAGCGCGAGGAGGCCGAGUUGCUCUGACAAACGGCAGAGAGGGAGGUUGGACUCACACAGGAGAAAAUGAGAAAAUACGUGGCGUGGAACAACAGUCAAGAAGUCUCUUUUUCCGAAGAUGUUUUCCAAAGAGGUUCAGGAGCAGUGGCCUCAGUUUCAGGAGCAGUGGCCUCCGGUUCAGAACAAAUCUAUUUGAACCACAAAGAAACAUCCCUUCCGACACAGUUUGAAAGAUACAGCCAGAGCCUUCGGACCCUCAGACCCAUCCGCUGGUCCUCAUCUCAGCCCCACCCUCUGGACCGAGCCGGUUUCCUGUCCUUUGCAACCUUUUCCUGGAUGAUCCCCACGAUGUGGGGCUUGUUCAAGAAAAGGCUGGACCCAAGCUCUCUCAAACUGUCUACUUUUGAUGCUUCAGGCUCCAGCGGAGAAAGACUCAACAGACUCUGGGGGGAAGAGGUGGCAAGGGUGGGCCUGGAGAUGGCCUCUGUGGUGCGAGUUAUGCUUCGAUUUCAAAGAACCAGGCUGAUUCUGUCCACCCUUAUUGGCAUCCUUGUCAUGGUAGCAGUGUUUCUGGGCCCGGCUGUUGUGGUUCAUGAGAUUCUGAAAUAUACCGAGCACCCAGAGAAGUCCACAGUAUUAUACGGUGUGGGUCUGUCCUUCGCUCUGUUUGCCUCAGAGUUCACCAAGGGCUUCCUGAUCUCCUUGUUGUGGGCGGUGAACCUGCGCACUGCAGUCCGGCUGAAGGGAGCCUACUCUCUGUUGGCCUUUCAAAAAGUCAUCUCCCUGAGGGGUCACAGCAGCAAGUCAACGGGACAGAUGAUUGAUGUUUUGACCACUGACGGCCACAAUUUAUUCGAGGCCGCAGGGUUUGGGAGCUUCAUCCUGUGCACCCCAGUGCUCAUAGUUGCGUGUGCCGUCUAUUCCUGCUACGUCCUGGGCUACACCGCACUGGCUGGAGUCUGCAUCAACAUCAUUGUCAUCCCAUUACAGAUGUUUAUUGGAACGGUCAUGAACAAACACUCAGGUGAAAAGGCAUUGAUUAAAAACCGCCGUAUUGAGACGAUGGAGGAGAUUCUAAAAAGCAUCAAACUCAUUAAGAUGUACGCCUGGGAAGAUUCCUUUGAAGAGAAGAUCGCAGGGUUCCGGAAAAAUGAGAAAAAAAAACUGCAGACUCUCAUUUUUAUCCAAAACGCCAAUUCCAGUCUCACAAGCAUCGCCCCCAUCAUCGCCACCAUUCUCACCUUUAUUGUACACACUUUGUUGGGCUUCAAGCUCAACAUAGCUGAUGCCUUCACCACCGUCGCCAUCUUCAACUCCAUGACGUUCGGCCUGGCUCUGAUGCCCUUGUCUGUGAAGCUAAAGUCUGAUGCUAAUGUUUCAAUAAGCCGACUGAGGAAAAUAAUGCUGAUCCAGAAUCCAGAGCCUUACCUGAUCCAGCGCAGUGGCACAGACUCAGCCAUUGUGAUGGAAAAUGCUACACUUUGCUGGAAUAAACCCGUCAACCUGCCAGACUCCCCAACCAUCACAGAUAAUGGGGAGAUGCCCCAGGAUGGGAGGACAGAUACUCUGCCAACCUUGAGAAACAUUUCCUUCACACUGCCCAAGGGCAAGCUGCUUGGCAUCUGUGGUAACGUGGGGAGUGGAAAGACAUCACUGAUAUCUGGCAUUUUGGAACAGAUGCACCAUCUUAAUGGCUCAGUCACAGCGGAUGGGACUUUUGCCUACGUUUCCCAGCAGGCCUGGAUAUUUCAUGGGACUGUUCUAGAAAACAUCACAAUGGGAAAACCUCUUGACGAAUCAAAAUACAACAGAGUUGUGGAUGUCUGCGGCCUCAAAGCUGAUCUGACUAUCCUCCCUCAUGGUGAUCAAACUGAGAUUGGAGAGCGGGGGCUGAAUUUGUCAGGGGGGCAGAAGCAGAGGAUCAGCCUGGCCAGAGCGGUCUAUUCCAAUAAUGACAUCUUCCUCCUUGACGAUCCACUCUCUGCGGUCGAUGCCCAUGUGGGGAAACACAUCUUUGAGAAAUGCAUUAAGCAGGAGCUCCAGGGAAAAUCAAUCAUACUGGUUACACACCAGCUCCAGUACCUGGAGUUCUGUGACAACAUUAUGCUUUUGGAUGAUGGCACUGUGCUUGAGGCUGGAAACCACCAGACCCUGAUGAGAGCCGAUAAAGCCUAUGCUAAGCUCCUGAGCAGCUACCAAAUGGGAGAGACCGAGGCUCCCAGUGAGGUGGAAGUGUCUCCCCAAGGCGCUGCCCGAGUGAUGAACAUAGAACCAACUGACCAGAUCAACAGUGGGUUAGUGAACCACGCAUUUGAUACUGUGGGUGAAAAUGAUAUACUGACAACUGGACCAAGAGCUCCAGGUGGUGAUCAGCUGGUCAGUGAGGAGGUUACCACAGAAGGUGCAGUCUCCUGGAGAAUCUACCAGCAAUACUGCAAGGCAGCUGGAGGCUACGUAGCAAGCUUCCUUACUCUCCUGAGCAUCGUCCUGAUGAUUGGAUCCGUGGUCUUGAAUAACUGGUGGCUGAGCUUCUGGCUGGGGAAGGGUGACGGGUCAUCCAAUAAGACUUCCUCAAACCAAGGUGACAUCUCAGAAAACCCAGACCUGGCGUUCUACCAAAUUAUUUAUGGCGUGAUGUUUGCUGUCAUUGUGGGACUUGCCAUCAUCAAAGGUUUCUCCUUCACUUGGGUGACCCUGAACGCGUCCUGCAAACUCCAUGACACCAUGUUCAAAAAGAUUUUUGCUAGUCCCAUGAGUUUCUUCGACACAACACCAACAGGCCGCAUUAUCAAUCGCUUUGCCAAAGAUCAAGAUGAGGUGGACUCUUUGCUUCCCCUAUACAUGGAUCCUUUCUUGCAGUAUUCUUUUAUGGUGUUGUUCACUGUUGCCACAAUCUCGGGGGUCUUCCCUGCGAUGCUUGCAGCCGUGGCUGUCAUUGGAGCUGUGUUCGCUCUCAUUCUCUUCUUCUCCCAGUGGAGCAUCCAUAAGAUGAAGAGGAUGGAGAACGUCAGUCGUUCUCCCUGCUUCUCUCUCUCCUCCGCCACCCUGGAGGGCCUCAGCACCAUCCACGCCUACAACAUAAGAGACAGUCUAAUAAAACGGUUCAUGUCACUGAGUGACAUAAACUCCAACCACUAUUUAAUGUUUCACUGUGCAUCACGUUGGCUCUCCUUCUGCAUGGACGCCGCGUCUGCAUGCAUGACCUUGGUGGUGGCUCUGUUUGUAGUGAUCAGCAGUAAUGAGAGCAUCAGCCCGUCUUUGAAAGGCUUGGCCUUGUCAUACACCAUACAGCUGACAGGCCUGCUUCAGUAUACCGUGAAGCAAGCAACGGAGGUAGAGGCAAGAUUCAACUGUGUAGAGCGGCUGCAGGAAUACAUCACGGGUUGUAAGUCUGAGGGCCCAAGGCAUAUAGAAGAGGCCCCAGUCCCAGCGGAUUGGCCGACGGGCGGAACCAUCAACUUCAAAGACUAUGAGAUGAGGUACCGAGAAAAUGCACCCAUUGUCCUGAAAGGACUCGAUUUCGCCAUCCGGGCUGGGGAGAAGCUGGGCAUUGUGGGAAGGACUGGCUCUGGGAAGUCCUCUCUAGGCGUGGCUCUUUUCAGGCUGGUGGAACCGGCAGCAGGAACCAUUCUGAUUGACGGCAUUGACAUAACUACCAUUGGUCUUCAGGAUCUGCGCAGCAAGUUGUCAAUCAUCCCUCAGGACCCUAUGCUAUUCAUAGGCACAGUAAGGUACAACUUGGACCCCUUUAAUAACUUGAAUGAUGAGGCCAUCUGGAUAGCGCUGGAGAAGACCUACAUGAAGGACUCUAUCUCCAGACGGGAAGGGAAUCUCUUAGCAACAGUAACGGAGAAUGGAGAGAACUUCUCUGUAGGAGAGAGACAACUCAUAUGUAUGGCUAGAGCGCUACUUCGCAACUCCAAGAUCAUUAUUUUGGAUGAGGCGACAGCAUCCAUUGAUGCACAGACUGACGCCUGCAUCCAAACGACCAUCGAUGAAGCCUUUCAGGACUGCACCGUGCUCACCAUCGCUCAUCGUAUCAACACAGUGAUAAAAUCCCAUCGUAUCCUGGUCAUGGAAAAUGGCAAGGUGGCAGAGUUUGACAAACCAGACGUUCUGAGGCAAAGACCAGACUCUAUGUUCACCUCACUCCUCGCUGCUGCUAACACUGUGAACACCUGAACCAAGAGACCCUGUGGCACCACUCCAAAUAACAAAAUGAUGUUUAACUAUACAACCAAAUCUUAAGUCAGUGUAAUCCGGACUAGUUUGGUUCUAUCCGGUGUGACUGAGAAGGCAUGUUUUAUGACAUGUAUCGAUCUUUACUCUGCUGAAACAAAUGCAUUGACAUUGGGUUUUUUUUUUAAAAAUUUACAGGAGCAGAUUUGAAUGUACUUAUAAUAUACUGCAUAAUACAUUUAUGUAUUUUUCUUUGACUUUUCUGUCAAAGUGGGAAUUUUUCAAUCUGCUCUACUAAUAUAAAAGGUGUUUUUCAUGGCAAGUUUUUUAAAUCUAGCAUAUGAACAAGGUGGCUA
Pungitius pungitius (ninespine stickleback) is the source of this 4630-nucleotide messenger RNA. RefSeq names its product ATP-binding cassette sub-family C member 12-like. The coding region runs from base 162 to 4277 and encodes 1371 amino acids. The record is from RefSeq and is a predicted model, not a curated record. The transcript is spliced from 31 exons. Gene Ontology annotation, biological process: transmembrane transport. Gene Ontology annotation, cellular component: membrane. Gene Ontology annotation, molecular function: ATP binding; ATP hydrolysis activity; ABC-type transporter activity. Lineage: Eukaryota; Metazoa; Chordata; Actinopteri; Perciformes; Gasterosteidae.